UCUACUGGAAUAAAUCUUUUCCAUUUUGAGCAGAAAUCUGUAUACUAGUUAUCCCCUAUGGAUAGUUGAAGAAAAGACUUUUACUCGGACAACCAUCUUUUAAAAAUAGUUUUACUGAAGAUUUCAUUCAGGAAUAUUUUUUGCUUAUUGGCAGAUGGGCAGAUGAAAGAAUGGGCAGAUAGUUGGAAAUCAAACUUUCUCCCGAGUAGAAGCAAACCUGUGGAGCCCGAACAAUGGAAAUAGUUGAUGACAGUCUACUUGAAAAUGGAACCAAUAUUUCUGCUCUUUUUUGUGAUAUUAUCUUGGAAAAUGAUACAUUUUUCUGUGUGGAUGACUCACCUCAUCCUGCUAAAGAUUUGCAUCAGACAGUUCGGAUUCUGCUGUAUUCCUUGAUAUUUUUGCUCAGUGUGUUGGGGAACAGUCUGGUAAUUACAGUGCUGAUAAGAAACAAAAGGAUGAGGACAGUCACUAAUAUAUUUCUGCUGUCACUGGCUGUCAGUGACCUGAUGCUUUGCCUUUUCUGCAUGCCAUUCACCCUCAUUCCUAACCUGCUGAAGGAUUUUAUCUUCGGUAGUGCUGUUUGUAAAACUGCCACCUACUUCAUGGGUGUCUCAGUAAGUGUAUCCACAUUCAACCUGGUUGCCAUAUCUUUGGAAAGAUACAGCGCCAUUUGCAAACCUUUACAGUCUAGGGUCUGGCAGACAAAAUCUCAUGCUCUGAAGGUGAUUGCUGCUACCUGGUGCGUCUCCUUUACCAUCAUGUCCCCAUACCCAAUAUACAGCAAACUGGUUCCUUUUACAAAACCGAACAACAGUACAGCUAACAUGUGUCGCCUGCUUUGGCCAAGCGAUGUCAUUCAGCAGUCCUGGUACACAUUUCUGCUACUCAUACUCUUUCUUAUACCUGGGAUUGUAAUGAUGAUUGCAUAUGGCUUAAUUUCCUUGGAACUAUACCGAGGAAUUAAAUUUGAUGUCAGCCAGCGCAAGUCUUCACGAGAAAGAAAAGCCAGCACUGGCAGUAACAAGUAUGAAGAUGGAGAUGGGUGCUACGUUCAGAAGAUGAAAAAGAAGAAGAAGAUGUCACUGCAACAGCUCUCUAGCACCAGCAGCACCAAAGUAGACAGGGCAAGAAGCAACACUUCAACAGCCAAUCUGAUGGCUAAGAAGCUUGUCAUCCGCAUGCUGAUGGUGAUAGUGAUGUUGUUUUUCCUUUGCUGGACUCCCAUCUUCAGCGUAAAUGCAUGGCGUGCAUUUGACACCGCUUCGGCGGACCAGCUUCUGUCAGGAGCUCCCAUCUCCUUUAUUCAUUUGCUGUCCUACACUUCUGCCUGUGUGAACCCCAUCAUCUACUGCUUCAUGAACAAGCGCUUCCGCAUGGGUUUUCUAGCCACUUUCACCUGCUGUACUAAUCAAAAGCCCCCUGCAAUAAGAGGAGAGAUGGUUGAUGAAGAAGAGGGGAAGACCACAGGAGCUUCUCUCUCCAGGUGUUCUUACACACACAUGAAUGCCUCUGCUCCCCCAUGAGCUGCCACAGAAGGAGCUACAUUUGGCCAAAUUCGGUUACUUCUCUUCUCAUCUGGUCUUGGAAAGGUGAUUAGAGUUUGACUCAUAAUGUGACCUAGUUCUGAAGACAUCAGAAACACCUCAGUUAAGCAAUCAAAACUGAUAGGAAAGGCAGUGGGAAUGUGAGAAAUGGAUGCUGCUGCUUGUCUGGGCUUUUUUAGCAUGUCUUUUAAAAGCAGACUGGAAAUACUGGGCUAAUAUUUGCUCUGAAGUUUCCUAUACAAAUAACUGUAACCAAGAGGGUUUCUUUGCAUCAUCAGUUUAGCUCACUCUUUUAAAUGGAAAAUUGAAAGUCCCAGAUACCAUUCAGAGUAUUUCUUGAAAUUUCCAAGAUGCUAAAAUGCUCCUUAUUAAUUGCAUUAUAAAAUUGGUAUUUUUACAUGCUACCGUUAGAUAUCUAUAUCAUGAAAUCAAAAUCUGUAUGUUAUUCUGAUAGCAGUUUUUAUUGUUAUUUUUGCUGAGGUACACUUGUUUUUAAAUUAAUUGAACACCAAGGCAAAGAUGGAAGCAAUGGGAAAGGCUAUAGAUCCAAAGCACUGCUUAAAACAAACUUUAAGUAGAUGAAUUUUAUUUUUUAAAAUUAACAACUAUGAAUGUAAAUGGAAUAUACUCUUCCUUCAAAUAGAAAUCUAUGACAAAUUUUAAAGUACAUGUAAUAGAAUAGUUUUGCGUAACUGCAGUUUGAACAGAAAGUAAAAGGACGAAGGAUUGACUUUCAAAGUUGGCCACAAACAGUGACAGACUUACCUCUCUCCCUCUGUGUAUGCAUGGGCAAAGCCCAAAACUAGACUGUUUUGAAUAUAAAAGCGUUAUUACUAGCAUACACACAUGUUAGUGCACAGAGGUAUUUGCAUAUAGAAGUCUGCACACAGGCACCAAAGACUGGGAUGGAGUCCUCUCAAAAAAUAAGGACUGCCAUAGAAAAUAUAUCUUGAUUAAAUAAGAAAUAUAGAAGUGUAUCCAAAAAUCUUUUAUGCUGUGGCAAAGCUUAGGUGUGAAAGUAGUAGUAGUUAAAUGGAGAAAAGUAGAAAGCAGCACAUAAGCAAAGACUGGGCACAAUGUAAGAAGUGUCUAUGGUUUGCUUGUAACCUAUGAAACGAGUCUCUCUCCAGAUAUACCUAUUUGUGUAUAAAUUUGGUAUAGAGUAGAAAGUUAUGAACUGUGUAUUUCAUCUGUUUUGUUAUGUAACAAAUUCAAUCUUUUCUUAUUCAGCAUAUGGGUGAGUAUCAACGUUCAGACAAUGCAUACAGUUCUCCAGAACUCGACAGUAGCAAUUACGUAAUUUACACUGAAUUUUAUCUUGUUUUGUGGAAGCUUCCUAUUAAAGUCUUCUGUCUUCUAGUCUAGUCAGUACGAUUUUUAAGAAUGGUAUGAGGUAGAUAUUAGACUUUGGAAUUGAAUGGAAUAUAGAUGUGGAUAUUAAAAGAAAACGCUGUCAAGGUUUUUAAUCUUAAAAUCUGACUCACUUCAGACUGAUUUUUAAAUUGAAAAUACAUUUUGGAUUCCAAGUACCCAACUCAUCCGUGAGUUCUAUGCUAGCCUCAGUACUCACUUAUGACUUAAAGCUCUUUUGCCCAAAUAACUGAGCUGCACAUUUUUUUUAAUCUAACUUGUCCACUGCCAGGACAUUAAAAAAAAAUUACAACUGCAUAUGUGGGAUCUAUAAAAACCAUGUUCUGCCUGCCACAAUAAUGAACUAGCAUUAUUCCUGGAGUGCUCACAUUGAUCUGACACUUUGUCUUUACUUAGUCAUAACUCCCAUUGAAUUAAAUCCUGUAAGUUUUCCUUAAUCAAGGAUGCAGAAAAAGACACUGCACCUGGUCUAGCAUGUAGGACAUGGCAUACUUUUCUGCUGUACAGCAAGUUGAAAUUAUUAAACAAAACCAGCAAUGUUAAUUUAAGCUUUAUCUAGAACAUUGGGAUAAGAACAAAUCUUCCUGACAUGGAAAGACACAACCGGUAGGGAAAAUUUUAAUAAUUUUCAAGUGGAACUAUAUUUCAGGCCCUCAGAGAAAAAAAUAAUCAGUUUCCUGUUAAAAACUAAAGUAAAAUAAAAAAGCUUGACAGUCUUUUACUAUAAUAUAAACAGGAGUCUGUACUCUUCAAAAGGUCAGGUCUGUUAUACUGUGUAGUAUAUAAAUCGUUAGUUAGG
Molecule: messenger RNA, 3714 nt
Organism: Gavialis gangeticus (Gharial)
Lineage: Eukaryota; Metazoa; Chordata; Crocodylia; Gavialidae
Gene: CCKAR
Product: cholecystokinin A receptor
Exons: 5
Coding region: 234-1523 (429 amino acids)
Biological process (GO): neuropeptide signaling pathway
Cellular component (GO): membrane
Molecular function (GO): cholecystokinin receptor activity; neuropeptide receptor activity
Source: RefSeq, a predicted model, not a curated record